GCUGACAAGAUCCGUGUUGGGGUGGUGGCGUCUGGUUUGCGUUCAGCCUAUAUGGAGGAAUAUAAAUGCGUAUUUUUAGCUCCGCUGAUAGGAAACGCGGUUGAAACAUGAGAUCCUCCGCGGGACCCUGUGUGGAGAGAAGAAAACGGACUCGCUUCGAUCAUCAUUCUCCAUAAAGGGACCUUUUUUGGUUUUUUAAUGUUUUAUUGUGUUUAGGGGUCACUUUUAUGUCGGUUUUAUGCCGCCGAGUGGAGCCUGAGGAAGGGAUGUAGAUGUGGUAAUAUUGAAAGGAUUCAAGUUACAUUGCUUUCCUCUCUUUUGGAGUAAAGCGCGGUGGUUUGCGUCAGCGAGGCUGUGGACACAAAGCCGAGCAGUCUCAACCAGACUUCGUGUUAAUAUCACUAGAUUUUUUCCAACUUACACCGACCACAUGUCACCGGUACGAGGUCUGGCUUUGUUCUAAUCGCAACUCCUGCAGCAUGAAGACUCGUUAACCCUGCCCCAUGCACGGAAACUAAAUCGAGUCGGGAACCAAAGGAGUAGGAGGAGGAAGAAAAGAAGGAGGCGACAGGGUGGAGGACUGGGGAGAGAAACGGUAGAAAGAAACAGUUGUGGAGGAGUGAGAGAGAGAGGGAGAGGUCUGCAACAAAAAAACGAGAAAAAGGCGUUUGUUUGUUCUGCAGCGGUCCGGAGGGAGACGCGGCGCGGUUCGUUUGUUUCGAGGUGCGACAAUAAGAAAGAAACACCAUCAAUUCUGGAUUUCUUUAUCCGCUUCCUGUCAUCCAGGAUGAGAUUCAAAAGGAACGGGUCCUAUACGUUAAAUAGGAAGUCCAAAACGAAGCCAAAUGGAAAGAAGCCACCAGCAGAAGAGAAGAAACAGUACUUGGAACCAGAGUUUACGAAAGUCCGCGUGGUGGACUUCGACCUUAAGGAGUUGGUGGUGCUGCCCAGAGAGAUAGAUCUCAACGAAUGGCUAGCCAGCAACACAACAACAUUCUUCAAUCUUAUCAACCUUCAGUACAGCACUAUCUCAGAGUUCUGCACUGGGGAGAUCUGUCAAGCCAUGACGGCCUGCAACACAAUAUACUACUGGUAUGACGAGAAGGGGAAGAAGACGAAGUGCACUGCUCCACAAUAUGUAGACUUUGUAAUGAGUCUUUGUCAGAAACUGGUCACAGAUGAGGAAAUCUUUCCUACAAAAUAUGGCAAAGAGUUCCCCAACUCCUUUGAGUCCUUGGUAAAGAAGAUCUGCCGGUACCUGUUCCACGUGCUGGCUCACCUCUACUGGGCGCACUUUAAAGAGACGGUAGCUCUGGAACUGCAGGGCCACUUGAACACUCUGUAUGCACAUUUCAUCGUUUUCGUAAGGGAAUUCAACCUGGUCGACCCCAAGGAGACCUGUAUCAUGGACGACCUGUCCGAAAUCCUCUGCGCCCCUGCCCCGCUGCCAGCACUAACCCCGGCCCCCUCCGCCACAGCACCCUCCCCUUCUUCACAAAACCACGUGACGGAGAGAUGAGCGGGGGGGCGGUGGUAAAACGGCAGCCGCGGGGGUGUUAGAAGAUCAGAUGGAGAAGGACAGACAGCCAGGCCCUGGUGCAAGCAGGACUUAAGAGACCUUCCACUACCCUUAUAUUUCGCUACAACUCCAACCAACCAGCCGGAAGGAAAGGGCGGGAGGGGGGAUUUUUCAAGGGGGAGGGUUGGGGUGGUGGGUAGGGGAGGAGUUUGUCACGCCAGCAGGAAUUGGCGUGAGCGUUCCUCCAAGGGACAAAUUCCUCCCACCUUCUCUGCAAUUUAAACUAGGAACAAAAAGUAUGUCUUUUAUUUUUUUUGGUUUUUAUUUUCUUUUAUUUUUUGUUGACUUUUUAUUUUUGGUUUGAGAGGGAGGUGCAGUGUGUUUGUCAGCACUUCACCUCCCUCUAUCCUCUGCCU
Messenger RNA from Pundamilia nyererei, 1935 nucleotides. RefSeq names its product MOB kinase activator 2a (gene mob2a). NCBI's taxonomy places the organism in Eukaryota, Metazoa, Chordata, Actinopteri, Cichliformes, Cichlidae. The record is from RefSeq and is a predicted model, not a curated record. The coding region runs from base 788 to 1519 and encodes 243 amino acids. The transcript has 5 exons.